This is a messenger RNA of Blastocystis hominis, 426 nucleotides long. RefSeq lists its product as hypothetical. Gene Ontology annotation, biological process: DNA replication, synthesis of primer. The record is from RefSeq and is a predicted model, not a curated record. Gene Ontology annotation, cellular component: alpha DNA polymerase:primase complex. The coding region runs from base 1 to 426 and encodes 141 amino acids. The transcript has a single exon. Lineage: Eukaryota; Bigyra; Opalinata; Blastocystidae.
AUGAAAGCGAUGUACCUGCAUCUCUGCAAGACGCAUCAUCUCUUCUACGACGGCCGCGAGCAGCUGGGCCGGUUCCUCCGCGGCAUCGGGCUGAGCGUGGAGGGCGCGCUGGCGUUCUUCCAGCAGCAGUUCACGGCGAAGCUGUCGGUGGAGAAGUUCACGCGGCAGUACGCGUAUAAUAUUCGGUAUCUGUACGGACUGGAGGGCCGGCGCGUGCCGCUGAACGCGCUGCCGUGCUCGGUGAUGAUGAAGACGCGGCCUACUGGGCAGCAGUGUCAUGGAUGUCCGUUCGUGUAUAUGCAGGAUGCGGCGUUGGAGCAGCUGCUGCGGACGCUGCGAGUGAGGGAAGAAGCGAUCGGAAACAUCGUGGCAUACGCAAAGGAACAGAAGGUGGAGGUAGGCGAGCGGAGGAAGGGCGAGCGGUAG